Nothoprocta perdicaria is the source of this 3358-nucleotide messenger RNA. RefSeq names its product PDLIM1 interacting kinase 1 like (gene PDIK1L). Lineage: Eukaryota; Metazoa; Chordata; Aves; Tinamiformes; Tinamidae. Bases 109 to 1134 code for a protein of 341 amino acids. The record is from RefSeq and is a predicted model, not a curated record. The transcript has 2 exons. Gene Ontology annotation, biological process: positive regulation of autophagy; autophagosome organization; autophagy. Gene Ontology annotation, molecular function: protein serine/threonine kinase activity; ATP binding. Gene Ontology annotation, cellular component: cytoplasm; autophagosome.
AGGGCUAACAUUGCCACCCCACCUCGCAGGGGAAAGCAGAGUAGUGGCUGCUCAAAAGUUUUAGCUCUGCGGGUUUUCUCCCCUUCCCCAGAACGUUUGAUCUUGAAGAUGGUGAGUAGCCAGCCUAAGUACGAUCUAAUACGGGAGGUUGGCCGUGGCAGUUACGGUGUGGUGUACGAAGCGGUCGUCAGGAAGACCUCAGCACGCGUGGCGGUGAAAAAGAUUCGGUGCCACGCGCCAGAGAACGUGGAACUAGCUCUGCGCGAGUUCUGGGCGCUUAGCAGUAUCAAGAGCCAGCACCCCAACGUCGUUCACCUGGAGGAGUGCAUCUUGCAGAAAGAUGGCAUGGUGCAGAAGAUGUCCCAUGGCUCCAGCUCCUCCCUUUAUUUACAGCUUGUAGAGACCUCGUUAAAAGGAGAAAUAGCCUUUGACCCCAGAAGUGCUUAUUACCUUUGGUUUGUAAUGGAUUUCUGUGAUGGAGGAGACAUGAAUGAGUAUCUGUUGUCCCGAAAGCCCAACCGCAAGACCAACACCAGCUUCAUGCUUCAGCUCAGCAGCGCUCUGGCUUUCCUGCACAAAAAUCAGAUUAUUCAUCGCGAUCUCAAGCCUGACAAUAUUCUGAUCUCGCAGAGCAGGAUGGAUGCCAGUGACUUGGAGCCUACCCUGAAAGUAGCUGAUUUUGGGCUGAGUAAGGUAUGCUCGGCUGCAGGACAGAAUCCUGAAGAACCAGUCAAUGUAAAUAAGUGUUUUUUAUCUACUGCUUGUGGGACGGACUUCUAUAUGGCCCCUGAAGUCUGGGAAGGCCACUACACUGCCAAAGCAGACAUCUUUGCCUUGGGGAUUAUAAUUUGGGCCAUGUUAGAGAGAAUCACAUUCGUAGAUGCAGAAACGAAGAAAGAACUUCUGGGGAGUUAUGUCAAGCAAGGGACGGAAAUUGUGCCCGUUGGAGAGGCGCUUCUAGAAAACCCUAAAAUGGAACUGCUCAUCCCUGUGAAGAAAAAGUCUAUGAAUGCUCGAAUGAAGCAGCUCAUCAAGGAAAUGCUGGCCGCCAACCCGCAGGACCGCCCCGACGCUUUCGAGCUCGAGCUCCGCUUAGUCAACAUAGCUUUCAAGGACAGCGGCUGGGAGACGUGACCUGCCGCCGAGCCGUCCUCCCGAAAGAGCUGCUUCUGAUCCAACUGAUGGUGCCGUUUUUGUGUCAGUAAAAGAAGUAAGCCUGAGCUUGAACCAUCAGGGCUUGUUUUUCUUACGAGCAGGGUUUCUUUUGAGCUUCUUAAAUUAUGUGAGCUUCAGUUGGUCGCUCUGCUAGAGGUACUUUUAGGCGUGUGAUAGCAGGACGUUGCACACAAGUGUAAGAUGAAGAUGUUUGUCUAAGCUGGCGGCUGAAUGUAGUUAGAGCUGAGACUUGAUUUCCAGCGUUUUGUUGUGGAGUAUCUCACACAUUCCAGUUUCCUGUGUCAGUAUUAGGAAUUCUCAUGGGAAAAGAGGUUUGCAUGCUGGUAGUGCAAAUCCCUGGGCUCUGUACAGUAAUUCUGUUUAAAUACUUAAGUACACGAGAGUGACUGGGAGUGUAUGCCUGUCUGUAUUGUAUUCAUUAGAGAAAAUGCCACUUUUCUAAAUUAUUUACUAUGGGCUUGAAUGAUUGGGAUCUGCUGGAAAAAUGGGUGAGGAAGAUCACUGAGAAGCAUUCCUCUUCCAAAGCUGAAUAACUUUAUUUUUAUUAUCUAACAUAAGAGAUGGGAUCUAAAACUUGAAUAUGAGAGGGGGGGAAAAAGGCAAUGCAAAGGGAUCAGCAGUUUUAAAAGUGCUGAGAUGGUCGAGCUUAGCACUUGGAGCUUAAUGAGCUUAUCACUGAGGGAGUCAAACUACAAAUGGAUGCAUUCAGGUGCUGGCCCAUUGGCCAGGUCAUUAAUAAUUCAAUUUUGCUUUCUUCUAGUAAUCAAACACUUCAAUCAGUCAAGCUACUGUUUCAUAACCUGCCUGCUGCUCUUGGAGAGGGAAUCUGGCCGUUUCAGACGUUACUUUAAGGCUCUUCAAAAUACAACAGCGCUCUUUGUUACCUGGGCCUAACAAAGCGGUGGCCAUGGCCUCUCCCUGGCUUUCUGGCAUUGCUUGGUGACAAAGGGAUGGCUGUUGGUGGACUUCAAACACACCUAUUUUCCUGCAGGAGGGCUUAGUAAUCAGUACACGAGAAGGUGUUUGUUUUGUGCACUGACCUUGGCCACUGUUUGAGUUUGUUUUCCUCCUUUUCUUUUUAAAGUAGUAUUUAUUUAAAGCCAGGGAUCGUAGCGUGGUGACAUGAAGAGCUUUGCAGUAGUUGAAAGGCCACUGACCUGAUGAAGAGUUUUCUUUAAGGUUACCUAGCACUGUCGGGUAGAAGUUUUGUUCUUGCAGGAGUGAAGGAGAGAUUCUCCCAGCAGCUGCUGAUCCUCCCAACCCUCUGAUGCUUUAGACUUUGCUGCUUCUCACCUGCUUUUGUGCAGCCCAGCAGUUACUCAAGGUCCGUGUCCCAUGUCUGUUAUUUUGCUUCACUUUAUCCUUCGAGGCAAGUUACCUAAACUGUGAUUUAUUUAUAUAUUUUGGGACAAAUAUACCUUCCUGUCCCAAAGCAAUAUUGGCUGUUUAGGAGAUGCUAUGGAAGUACAAAGGAAUCAUCGGAAACCGCUGCGGUCCCGUGCCGAGUUGUUGGUGAACGCGGCCUCCUCCUAGUCGAGGCCUGUUACCUCCAUCAGUCCCAGUGCUGCUGCUUCCCAGCAGGGAGCUCAGCCCAUAAACACGGGGUUAGAGCCUAUAAAGUAAUAGUGACAAGGAGAGAUCUGUUUGUUCUUCCCUUCUGGAAGGGGAGAUCUGCUCGUCCUCAUGUUUUAUCCGAAUUCAGUACAAUGAAAAGCUUUGCCUUGUGCUUACUGAAAGGAGGAAAACAAACCUCUUGCCAUCUGCACCAGCUCUGUUUCACAGUCCUUGUGCUCGCGUGGUCGAGGAAAGAGAGUGCUGUAAACUCUCUUAACUUCCAUCUCGACCCUGGGAGUUUCAGAAACCCUCUACUAACUCCUUUUCUCUGCCAGGCACCCAAAAACCAGGAUCACCUCUUUUAUCUCAAUGUGAAUUUAUGGUGGAAUAACAGCACUAAUCUUUUAAAGCACUUUGCAAAUCAUCCGAUCAUCCUCCGUUUCCCGGGACGAGCACUUUGCCCUGCAAAGUCCUGACUCCCCAAGUGUUUCCUUGCACUGAUCGCCACUUUAAAGGAUGGGGGUACCUGAAAUCCCUCGCAUGGUGCUUAGCCUUGAUGCUGGGUGAUGCUGAGUGUUUUCUUGGUUACUGCUGCGUGACUGUCCUCGAGGUCUCUGCCGUUUGACUU